This is a messenger RNA of Equus quagga, 4220 nucleotides long. RefSeq names its product pannexin 2 (gene PANX2). Lineage: Eukaryota; Metazoa; Chordata; Mammalia; Perissodactyla; Equidae. Gene Ontology annotation, molecular function: channel activity. Gene Ontology annotation, biological process: positive regulation of interleukin-1 production; monoatomic cation transport. The record is from RefSeq and is a predicted model, not a curated record.
GCGGGGGGCGGAGCCACGCCGGGAGCCGCCGCAGGUAAACAGCCCCCUCCCCGCGCGGGAGCGGGGCCGCGGGCCCAUCCAGGGACAGCCGCCGCCCCCGCCGCCAGGACGCGCCUGGGCCCGGCUGGGCUGCAGCCGAGGCGGGGGCGGCGGCCCUGCGCCCCCCGCAUCCCCCGGGGCCCCGGCGGCCCUACCUCUGCCCACGGGGGCGGCGGCCCUGCACCCUUUAUCCCGCCUGGCGCCCCCCGUUCGGUCCCAGCGUCUGCUGCUACCCUUUCCGGCGCCCCCGCCCGUGCCCCCAGCCCGCGUCCCCGGUGUCCCCCACCCGCGUCCCCAGUGUCCUCCGCCCGCCGCCCCGGUGUCCCCCGCAUCCCCCGCCCGUGCCCCGCUGCCCCGCCCGGCGCGCACCGCGCUCCCCCGCCCGCGCCCGCGCCCCCCGGGCCGCGCCCCCGCCCUCCAUGCACCACCUCCUGGAACAGUCCGCGGACAUGGCGACGGCGCUGCUGGCCGGCGAGAAGCUGCGCGAGCUGAUCCUGCCCGGCGCGCAGGACGACAAGGCGGGCGCUCUGGCCGCGCUGCUGCUGCAGCUGAAGCUGGAGCUGCCGUUCGACCGCGUGGUCACCAUCGGCACUGUGCUCGUGCCCAUCCUGCUGGUCACCCUGGUCUUCACCAAGAACUUCGCAGAGGAGCCCAUUUACUGCUACACGCCACACAACUUCACCCGCGACCAGGCGCUGUAUGCUCGCGGCUACUGCUGGACGGAGCUGCGGGAUGCGCUGCCCGGUGUGGACGCCAGCCUGUGGCCGUCGCUGUUUGAGCACAAGCUGCUGCCCUACUCGCUGCUGGCCUUCGCGGCCAUCAUGUACGUGCCCGCGCUGGGCUGGGAGUUCCUGGCCUCCACCCGCCUCACCUCGGAGCUCAACUUCCUGCUGCAAGAGAUCGAUAACUGCUACCACCGGGCCGCCGAGGGCCGCGCUCCCAAGAUCGAGAAGCAGAUCCAGUCCAAGGGCCCCGGCAUCACAGAGCGCGAGAGGCGCGAGAUCAUCGAGAAUGCGGAGAAGGAGAAGAGCCCAGAGCAGAACCUGUUCGAGAAGUACCUGGAGCGCCGUGGCCGCAGCAACUUCCUGGCCAAGCUGUACCUGGCGCGGCACCUGCUCAUCCUGCUGCUCAGUGUGGCGCCCAUCUCCUACCUGUGCACCUACUACGCCACCCAGAAGCAGAACGAGUUCACCUGCGCGCUGGGCUCGUCCCCGGACGGGCCUGCGGGCGGCGGGGGCCCAGCCGUGCGCGUCAGCUGCAAGCUGCCGUCAGUGCAGCUGCAGCGCAUCGUGGCGGGCGUCGACAUCGUGCUGCUCUGCGCCAUGAACCUCAUCAUCCUCGUCAACCUCAUCCACCUCUUCAUCUUCCGCAAGAGCAACUUCAUCUUCGACAAGCUGCACAAGGUGGGCAUCAAGACGCGCCGGCAGUGGCGCCGCUCGCAGUUCUGCGACAUCAACAUCCUGGCCAUGUUCUGCAACGAGAACCGCGACCACAUCAAGUCGCUCAACCGGCUGGACUUCAUCACCAACGAGAGCGACCUCAUGUACGACAACGUGGUGCGGCAGCUGCUGGCCGCCCUGGCCCAGUCCAACCACGACGCCACGCCCACCGUGCGUGACACGGGCGUGCAGACCGUGGACCCCAGCGCCAACCCCGCCGAGCCCGAGGGCUCCGCCGAGCCGCCCGUGGUCAAGCGGCCCCGCAAGAAGAUGAAGUGGAUCCCUACCAGCAACCCGCUGCCCCAGCCCUUCAAGGAGCAGCUGGCCAUCAUGCGCGUGGAGAACAGCAAGGCCGAGAAGCCCAAGCCCGUGCGCCGCAAGACGGCCACGGACACGCUGAUCGCGCCGCUGCUGGACGCGGGUGCGCGCGCAACGCACUACAAGGGCGGCCCCACCCCGGGCCCGGGCGCCGCCCCCGACAAGAAGCAUGCCCGCCACUUCUCCCUGGACGUGCACCCCUACAUCCUGGGCACCAAGAAGGCCAAGCCCGAGGCCGUGCCCACCGCCCUGCCCGCCUCCCGGAGCCAGGAAGGGGGCUUCCUGUCCCAGGCGGAGGAGUGCGGGCUGGCCCUGGCCGCUGCACCCACCAAAGAUGCUUCGCUCCCUGAGAAGGAAAUCCUGUACACAGGAGAGCCGGCUCGGGGCUCGUUCCCCCCCGGGGGCCCGUUUCACGUCUGUUCACCCCCGACAGCCCCCGCCACCGCUUCUCUGUCACCAGCCAGCCUGGGCAAGGCUGACCCCCUUGCCAUCCUGAGCCGCAAUGCCACCCACCCACUGCUGCACAUCAGCACCCUGUACGAGGCCCGGGAGGAGGAGGACGGGGGUCCCUGUGUGCCCCCGGACGUGGGCAGCCUCAUUGCCAUCCCCCCGCCACAGCAGAUCCUCAUUGCCACUUUUGACGAGCCGAGGACAGUAGUGAGCACUGUGGAGUUCUGAGGGAACAGGGCUGCCUUGGCCAUCACAGGCCCUCUGCAUGACCGAGGUAUGCCGCAGACCCCAGCCCCGAGUGGACGCGGCCUCUGCUUUGCCCAGCACCGCCCGCACCCCCCAGCCUCCUGUCCGCAUGCCUUGGGGCUCAGCACUUCUCCCAGCGCCCCCCCAGAUGGCAUCGUCAAGGUGCUGGCUGGGCCAGGGGUUGGCUGUGACCCCAGUGGAGCCCCCAGCCGGAAAGGGCCAGAGUCGCCCCCCACCCCUGCAUCAGGCACUCGGCUGCAAGAUGAAGAGUUUAUUUUUUUAGUCAAUUUUGUCUUGGGCCCAGGACACUGGCCUGUGAGGGGCUGGGCUGUGGCAGGACAGUUCGGAUACUGAGCCUGGAAGAAAACUGGGGAUGGUGGCACAGCCGGGCCUGGCCACUCCCAAGGGGUCCCGCUCAGGGCUCACCCUGCUGCAGGGACUGGGAGCCCUCAGGUGGGAGGUGCCAGGGUCUGCCCUCCAGUCAAAGAUCAACAUGCACUUUCUCCUUGUACCUGACACACCUGUACUUUAUUGUACUCUGGUUACUGUAACUCGCUAGCGUGUGUGUCACAAGGAGACUUAGGAUGCACUUCAAGGAUGGUGUGUGUGAGCAUGCGAGCAUGUGGGCAACGGGCAAGGCUGCCAGUGUGCAAGUGGAUAUGUGUGUGAUUGGGCGAGCAUGCAGGUGUGUGCAAGUGUGUGUGUGUGUAUGUGAGCAGGUGCGGGGGUGAGCAAGUGUGUGUGAGACUAGGCCUGCGCGCCAGUGUGCAAAUGAGGGGAGGAGUCCAAUGCAAUAACCAUGUCCCCACCCGGGCCACCAGCCCCCGGCUGAGGGCCCAUGCCGCUUCCCAGGGGUCCAGGGCUGGCACUCGGCGGGUCUGUCCUAUUACCUCAGCCACGGCAACAAUGUGACAGUAUUAAGGUAGCACCGAGCAUAUCAAUAAAUACUAUUCUGGUACCACCUGAGUCCCGAGUGGUCCAUCCUAUGGAGGCCUGUGCUAUGGCGAGACCUCCCACAUCUGGGCACCUCCAUCCAACCUGCAUGACCCUCCCUGACCUGCCAUUAUCACAGGGGGAUGCUGGUGAAUGGCAGGGCCGGGGGAGGUGCUCCGCUGCCCUCCAGGUUGCCCAGGGCCCUGCUGAGCCCCCAGCAAGGCAGGAGCAUGCUGCUGUCACUCAUGGUUGAUGUGUCAUGGCAUCUGGCUAACAUGUGUGCACUCUGGGCCCUAGGGUGAUUCAGGGGGCCCCUGCCCCACAGGGCUCAGGCUCAGCGAAGAUGAAGGCAUGAGCCCCCAGGAAGCUGUCCCCUCCAUCAUGCUUGGGGGCAGGAGGCCAUCGGAUACACUUGGGGGGAACAGAGAUAGCUGGCAAAACCUAGGAAGGCUUCCUGGAAGAGGCACCCUUGAUGUGCUCUGGAGAUGCUCAUAAUGUCAAAAGGGUCCAGGGUGGGGGGCCUUCAUCACAAGGCCCAGGACUCGGGUGGGGAUGAGGCUGGUCCCGUGGGUGCAGCACAGAGCCACACACACACUGCAGGCCACAGCAGGUGACCCUGAGGGUCUGAACAAAGGCAGCUGGGCCAGAAACCCAUGGGGGCUAGAGCAGGCGGGGUGCAGCCGAGAUUAGAGUGGACCUGACUGGCCUGGGCUCCCAGAAGCCCUCCGCAGCCCCACCACCACCACCACCGUGGAGCAGCCCUGAGUUGCUGCACUCAGCAAGACCCCUCCACGG